AAGGGUAUCGAAAGAGAGCUCAUCUGCCCAGCAUGCAAGGAAUUAUUUACCCAUCCACUGAUCCUUCCUUGCCAGCACAAUGUCUGUCACAAAUGUGUGAAAGAAAUACUCUCUGCAUUUGAAGACUCUUUCGCUGAUGGAGGCUCUGAAUCCUCUAAUCAGAGUAGCCCUCAAAUUCAAAGCUCUUCUUCCAGCAUGGACAGGAUUAGUAGAUCAGGAUUUGGUGUCUACACAGGCAGAAAACGUAACUCACUGACUCCUAGAUCGAGUCUGUUUCCUUGUCCGGGUUGCCAGCGGGAUACUGAUCUCGGAGAACGUGGCAUCAAUGGCUUAUUUCGCAACUUUACUUUGGAAACCAUUGUGGAAAGAUACAGACAGGCAGCCAGGGCAGCCGUUGCUAUUAUGUGCGAUUUCUGCAAACCUCCACCUCAAGAGGCCACAAAGAGCUGCAUGGACUGCAGGGCAAGCUAUUGCAACGAAUGUUUCAAAAUACACCAUCCUUGGGGAACUGUGAAAGCCCAACAUAAACAUGUAGGACCAACCACCAACUUCAGACCCAAGAUUUUGAUGUGUCCAGAACAUGAAAUGGAGAGGGUAAACAUGUACUGUGAAAUCUGCAGAAGGCCUGUUUGUCAUCUUUGUAAACUGGGUGGAUGUCAUGCAAACCAUAGAGUAACAACCAUGAGAACUGCCUACAAAACCCUUAAGGAGAAGCUUUCAAAAGAUAUUGAGUAC
Molecule: messenger RNA, 735 nt
Organism: Gavia stellata (red-throated loon)
Lineage: Eukaryota; Metazoa; Chordata; Aves; Gaviiformes; Gaviidae
Product: E3 ubiquitin-protein ligase TRIM36-like
Exons: 4
Molecular function (GO): zinc ion binding
Source: RefSeq, a predicted model, not a curated record